AUGGUCCGAAAAUUAUCACUUGGGCGUAUCUUCUCGAGAUCGAGGGACACCGAUCGACCUCCAACACCCCCUCCUAAAUCACCACCACUUUCUCCGAUCAGCAUUGGCUUGCCUCUCGCUGCAGGCAGCAAGUUCAAGGAAGAAGCUGGAUCCGCUAUCCUCACGGGCUUCGCUCCAACAGAGAGUAUUGAUGGCUCAAUCAGGUCGCAUUCGACCUCAAGGCUUCAGAAACGGCAUCACAGAGUCAUCUCAACCACAUCCCCCACACACGCCAUGUCUCCUCAUGAGUUCUCCCCAAUAUCCCCUACGGCUAGUUCUGCGGCAUCAUUUGAGUUUCUGUCCCCGCUCUCCACGACUCAACAAUUUCCUCCUGGCGUGACUUCAUUCUGUCCCGCCACGCACCCCGCCGAGUCUUUUACAGAAGACUAUCGUCUUCAGAUCCCUCUUCACCAAAACCCUUACCUUACCGUUCUCGAAAAGAUCUCCCCUGAGCAAUUCGCGCGUUGUCUCCAGCUCCUUCGCACGUCCCUCCCCAUCGAGCUCGAUGCACUGCGUGAUGUCAUGCCAAAGCCCAACGGAUUCGUGCAUACCGUGCUUGAGGCGUACAACAACCAUCGUGGGCUCAUCCUCCGCCCGGAUGACGUCUGGACCGCGAUCCUCACCCAAUUCAGCUUCUUCGUGAGCGCAAACGCCGAGCAGCUCCGUUCGCAUUUCGUAGCGCACGAGGGCCAGGAAGAACUUAUCAUCAUUGGCGGUGGAAAUCGUCACACGGCAGAUUUUCCACUCAUGGCGCGUCAGAUGUCGGAGCUUAUGCACACACGCGUAACGGAUCCGAUGCUGAGGCACUGGAUUAUGCCUGAAUUUUCAACGACGACAGAUGUAGACCGGACAGUGUACGCAAUGUCUAUGAUGGCGACGAUGAAAGAGUAUUUCCGCUACAAGUUUGUGCUGCGUUGCGGGAUACCGCUUGUGACGCUCCUCGGGGAGAGACAUGACUGGGAGGACAUCCUUGAGCGACUAGAGCGGCUAAAACUAUACAGCAUAGAAACGAUAGCAUGGUAUCACCUCCUUCACCCCAUCAUCUCUCAAUUCGUAGCAGCCUUCCACACGCCCUCCAGCCCUGAAAACAUUGAUUUCUGGUCCAAAGUCGCGCACUACGAGGGAGGCGGGAGCGGGCCGACCUACCUCUCAGGCUGGAUCACCGCGUUUUGCGUGUUCAACGAGCAAGGCAUGUGGCAGGGUCCCCCGCUAAAUGCUGAACGCAUGCGGGAAGACGCGCCGAAGAAGCUGCUUCGUCCUGCAGAUCCACGGACGCUGAGUGCAGCUCAAUUCGCCGCGGUGUACACCAUCCGCGGCUCGUGGCGCCCUUUCCUGGUGCUCGACGGGAUGCCAUACCCAAUGAUCGACGAUGAAUGUGUGCCAUGCGGGUACGCUCAUCUCGAUGUGAAGCUGGAUGAUAAUGGGGAAUUGUUUGACACGGUGAUCGUUGCGGGUGCAGUGGGCGCACAGAUCUGCUCGAAUGAUAAGUCGGAGCUGUUUAGGAAUGGGAUGCGGGAUAGUGUAAGGCCUGUGGUGGGGUUCUGGUACUUUAUCACCGGGGCGGGGUGA
Messenger RNA from Suillus clintonianus, 1608 nucleotides. RefSeq lists its product as uncharacterized. The coding region runs from base 1 to 1608 and encodes 535 amino acids. The record is from RefSeq and is a predicted model, not a curated record. Lineage: Eukaryota; Fungi; Basidiomycota; Agaricomycetes; Boletales; Suillaceae. The transcript is spliced from 2 exons.